Molecule: messenger RNA, 420 nt
Organism: Musca vetustissima
Lineage: Eukaryota; Metazoa; Arthropoda; Insecta; Diptera; Muscidae
Gene: Trs20
Product: probable trafficking protein particle complex subunit 2
Exons: 2
Coding region: 1-420 (139 amino acids)
Biological process (GO): endoplasmic reticulum to Golgi vesicle-mediated transport
Cellular component (GO): TRAPP complex; nucleus; cytoplasm
Source: RefSeq, a predicted model, not a curated record
AUGCCCACAUUUUAUUUUGUUAUUGUGGGUCAUCAGGAUAAUCCCAUAUUUGAAAUGGAAUUUCCAGCAGUUAGUAAAGAAAUGAGGAAAGAGGACCACCGCCAUCUAAGUCAAUUUAUAGCUCAUGCCGCCUUAGAUUUAGUAGACGAACACAAAUGGAAGACGCCCAAUAUGUAUUUAAAGUCCAUAGAUCGUUUUAAUCAGUGGUUUGUUUCGGCAUUUGUAACAGCUAGCCAAAUUCGUUUCAUCAUUGUCCAUGAUCAGAAAAAUGACGAGGGCAUUAAGAACUUCUUUAAUGAAAUGUAUGAAACGUAUGUGAAGUACUCAAUGAAUUCCUUUUAUAAAAUCAAUACUCCAAUUAAAUCGCCAACAUUUGAGAAAAAAGCUCAAUUAUAUGGCAGAAAGUAUUUAUUAUCAUAA